Messenger RNA from Rotaria sp. Silwood1, 519 nucleotides. The record is from the annotation of a GenBank genome assembly. NCBI's taxonomy places the organism in Eukaryota, Metazoa, Rotifera, Eurotatoria, Philodinida, Philodinidae.
AUGGUAAGUUCAGUUUAUGGUUCAUAUCACUAUGUUGGUUGUUAUAAACAAGUAUUUUACAAUAAUUAUUUCAUCAGUUCUUAUAUGGAACCAACAUUAUGUUUUCUUUUAUGUGAUACACCGAUUAUUUAUAUACAAGACAGAUUUUGCCGAUGUUCAGGUGGCGGUCUUAUGGAUUAUAAUCGACAGAUAGAUGAACUUUGUCGGAUACCAUGUAGAAAGCCAGGUAAUCGUCAAGUGAAAACAGUUCAAACAUGCGGAGGUACACAAACAUAUUCAGUUUAUGCUGAAGAAAAAUUUUAUACUCAGCAUGCUCAUUUAUUCAACUUUCGUAUUCAAUUUAAAUCAUGUGAAUUAUGGAAUACUUCACGUAAUUAUGAUGCAUUACAAAUUAAAAUUGAUAAAUCAUCUGUUAAAUCUCCGUUGAAUAAAUUGGAACGAUGUGCUGCUGCAUGUCUUGAUCAAAAUACUACGACCAAAUCCAUAGCACGCCAUCGACGUUGUUUAUCCUGCAUAUAG